AUGUUUCAACUGGUGCCAAUGAUGGUGUAUUUGCUUAUUUGGACUGGACAAGCAAAUGGAGACUCCGCGCUAUAUAGACGGAUACCGGACCUCGUCAACUACCUUUGUCCUGGAAGCAAUGUAUGCCCCACUAACCGUUCAUCGGAAUCGUCAGACGACAUUGAAUUUUAUCCAGGAAAAGAAUCUUGCUGCACUGAAUGUUCAUGUGCAGCUGAAUGUACGAUAACUCGUAAUUGUUGUUUCCCGAACACACCGCCUUCUGAAAGCAAGUCAGAAGAAAAGUCUAAACAAGAUAACGAAAAUGACCUCUCUUGUCUGUAUGCUAUUUUGCCGCAGGACAAAGCAAAUGCACUAAAACAUCAAUCGUUUCUCAUGGUAACCUCUGUGAAGGAAACUGCCAGUAGAAAAGGACAAUCUUAUGUUUCAUGUGGCGAUAAAAAUGUCGCGCCUUGGGGCAGUUUAUACCCUGUUUACUCACCAAAAUCCAGACGUAUUUACAAAAAUAUAGAAUGCGCACGCGAAGAUGGUAUGGGUUCUGACGUAAUAUUUUGGGAUGCCUUUAUCGAUUGCAAAGACAUUGUUGAGGCUGCGACUUGGCUAGACACUAGCUCAGUUCCUGAGAACUGUAAAAUAAACUUCAUCUUUCCAAGAGAUUUAGAUAUUUUAUAUCCAUUUCGAUGUUACAUCAAUCUUACGGACACGUGUCCUAAUUCCAAAGAUUUCCAGGUGCCCGAGGGGACAAAUGUCUCAGAAGAUGAGUUAAAAGCGCUAUGUUCAAACAGUGGUAUAAGAUCACCAUAUCGAGGAAGAAAGUUGUAUGCUAAUGUGUUUUGUAGCAUUUGUAAUGAAGAAACAUUCUCCCGAGCAGACACCUGUGAUAAAUUGUCUACAAGUGCAGGUAAAAGUGGAGGUUCUAGACGUUUCAUUGCACUGAUCGAUCAAAAGUUUAUCACUGAGAGAAGUGACGACUCUAGCCGUCUUAGAGGACAAGUUUUGCCUCUUGCAUGCUCUCCAUCUGAUACAAACAGUUGCCGAGAAAUCUUUUGUCCGACCGGCCAACUCAGAGACGUUACUUAUAAAUGUGUAUAUCCAAACAAAAUGUGGAACAAUCAAAAUAUUGCCGUGUAUAUUAACCUAACAUUGGAAAACUCAAUCAAUUUAGCUGAAUUGUUCAGUUAUGUAAUUGGGAAAGAAUUGGAAACAGUGUUUCGCUGUCUUGAACCAAAAUGGAUGAAGCAUUGGUCAAUUGGCAUUAUAUACUACAAAGUUAUGGAAGUACCGAACAUGGCAAACAAUUUAGUUAUUGUCGUUGUUAGAACAUUGUCAAGUAUUAAACCUGAUACCCUAAAACGAAAUAUACAGAACCUGAUUGGACAACCAUGGACAUUACGUACAGACAAUGGAACGGAAUUCCUCAAAUCCUCAGGUUUUUCUACAAAUACUUAUCUUGGGAAGCACCAUCAGGAAAAUAAAACAGAUAUUGUGAAUAACAGAACUGUCUAUUUCGAAUACCCUUUCUAUAAAAGAAUAAUCGCCAAAAGCACGGGAAAGAAAUACAACUCUUUUUAUACAAAGUUGUAUAUCUGCGACCAAGUUGAACUAAAUCCAUCAGAAUUUUUGGUCAACCGCAAAAAGCAUAUUCUCUACAGCUACAUAACACAGCGUUUCUACUUCGACAGCCAAUUUGUACUUAUCAAUAGCAACGCUAACGGUGAACCUCGUGCAAGGAUAUGUGUUGACGACUCUGGAUUGCACAAGAAAAGCAAGGCUAAGAAUUUGGGAACAUUUCUUAAAAUCUUUAAUUAUUGGUAUGUUGCAA
This is a messenger RNA of Ruditapes philippinarum (Manila clam), 1819 nucleotides long. RefSeq lists its product as uncharacterized. NCBI's taxonomy places the organism in Eukaryota, Metazoa, Mollusca, Bivalvia, Venerida, Veneridae. The record is from RefSeq and is a predicted model, not a curated record. The annotation marks the transcript as partial. The transcript is spliced from 3 exons.